AUGAGUGCAAUUGUUAAUUUAGAUUUUGAAUAUCUUGGAGCUCAUUUAAACGAUUAUAUACAAGAGGGGAAUUUCUUUGAUGUAUUUGAAGUAGAUGACAUCGAAAGAAUCAUGGAAUAUUCCAAAUUAACGACAAACGAUUUCGUUACUCUUCUCAAGCAGUCUGAAUCUAUUAUAAAUGCAAAUGAAUUAUAUCAAUGCACUCGAAAUGCAAAUGUUUCCAUUUGUAAUGCUCAAGAUGCAAUUUUAAUAUUGCAAACAGUCAGAAAAUACAUGAAUCUGAGAAUAUUUGAUGGAAUUAUUGAUAUUUUAAACCGCAUGCAAAAUGAAACUCGUGAUUGA
Molecule: messenger RNA, 342 nt
Organism: Trichomonas vaginalis G3
Lineage: Eukaryota; Parabasalia; Trichomonadida; Trichomonadidae
Product: protein ubiquitination
Exons: 1
Coding region: 1-342 (113 amino acids)
Source: RefSeq, a predicted model, not a curated record